AUGGGGACGAAGAAGCCGCAGCUCCUCCGCCUCGCCGUCGUCGCCGUCGCCGUCGCGGCCGUCCUUCUGACCGGUAACAACGACGAGCCGCAGCCUAACCUCCACCUGAUCUAUCGUCCUGUUGCGUCGCCUAAAGAUAUAUGUUCUGUUUUCUUUUCUCGAUUUGGUUUUGCUCACUCGGUUUCUCGAUCUGGCUCUCCAGCUUCGGCCAAGAAGUCCGCGGAUGUUACACAGCUCCAGAUCGGCGUCAAGUACAAGCCUGAAUCAUGUACCCUACAAGCUCACAAAGGCGACAAGAUUAAAGUGCAUUAUCAUGGGACACUCACUGAUGGAUCAGUAUUUGACUCUAGCUAUGACAGAGGUGAUCCCUUCGAAUUCACUCUUGGGAAUGGGCAGGUGAUAAAAGGUUGGGACCAAGGUUUACUAGGUAUGUGCGUCGGCGAAAAGCGGAAGCUAAGGAUACCCGCAAAGAUGGGUUACGGGGAGCGAGGCUCCCCACCAAAGAUUCCAGGUGGUGCGACUCUGGUUUUCGACACGGAGCUCAUCGCCGUGAAUGGGAGGACGUCUGCUGGCGCUGCCGCGGAGAGCGACGACAGCGAGCUUUGA
This is a messenger RNA of Triticum turgidum subsp. durum (durum wheat), 606 nucleotides long. The record is from the annotation of a GenBank genome assembly. NCBI's taxonomy places the organism in Eukaryota, Viridiplantae, Streptophyta, Magnoliopsida, Poales, Poaceae.